Messenger RNA from Cyclocybe aegerita, 1893 nucleotides. NCBI's taxonomy places the organism in Eukaryota, Fungi, Basidiomycota, Agaricomycetes, Agaricales, Hemipholiotaceae. The record is from the annotation of a GenBank genome assembly.
AUGCUAAAGGUCACCUCCAUCGUCCGAGCCUAUGACAGUUUGUCAUUGGUCACCCCCGCUGUUGCCAGCCCGUCCGACUUGGACAUUCUGCGCAACUUCACCCGCAAAAGCCUCCCAACGGGUACUCCGUUCGAGGUUGCCCUCCCGUCGUCGACAUCUUUUAUAAAGAUACUCGAUGUUCCUUACUUUGAUCCAAAAGGGUUAAAGAUCACCCAGGAGGCGCUCGAGAAGGCCCUCUGCACCUCGGUUCACGCUGAGGUCUUCGCAUAUCUGAGCACCAAGCCUCGGAUCGACCGCAACUCGGCGCACUCGACAUCGUGCACCGUAUACUGCAACAUCUGGGAUUCCCAGCAAGGAACCCAUGCCAAGAAGGCUUUAGGCCAACCGAUCUUCCUCGCUGGGCGAUCCUGUGCAAUCAGGCCUGCCGCGCGUCACACCGGGGUCCCGCUAUGCCAGCGCUGCUGGACAACUCAGCAUGUGGGAUGUUGCAAGGGCAACGCGAAAGCAAAACCCCCUGUGCCGCCCACCCCUCGCAACCAGCCCUGCCCCCAUAACGGCCGCUGUGUCAAUUGCCACAAGGACCCCGCUGCCAACUCAGCAUCGUGCAAGUUCUGGGCCCAUCGCUACAACCGUGAGUGGAUCAUGGCUGAGUAUUGUCAGAACGUUCACCAUACCUAUGCCCACAUCGAUACACUUCUCGAAAUUUGUAAAACCAAAUUUGAUAUUCUAUUUUUCCAAGAAACCCCUUGGAAUUUCAUAAGGCAUGCACCAUCCACCACUACUAUGGAGGGCGAUGAGGUUAUCGGCGCACCAAAGCAUCCUGAUUGGCUGCAAAUGGUGCGCAUCAAGGAAGGGGAAGUUCGCCAUGUGAUUGCCUAUGUUUCGACUAGGCUAUCCCGCUAUCGUCCUGCUAUGCGCCGUGACAUUGUCGACCAUCGCGACAUCCUCGUCCUCUCCCUCUUUAGUGGGGGUGAGGUUCUUAACUUAAUGAACAUCUAUUCUGACAAUCAACACACAGCCAUUGAGCACCUCACUGCUCAUGUGCAUUCUCUACCACCUUUCAUCUAUAUGGCUGGUGACUUCAACUGCGUGUCGAUGACUUGGGAUGACUAUGAGCAUGGCGAGUCGUCAACAGCAAUAUCCUUGCGGGAUACCGCAUCUCAGAUCGGCCUCGAGUGGGCACGACCUUCUAACCAUGGACCGACGAGAAUCAGUCCUAAUCCAAACCAGAGAUCCAAUGUGUUGGAUCUUCUUGCCCAUUCAACCGAGUCCAAACCUACCAAGCGCUCCAAGUCCUGGUGGACGGACAAGUGCUUGGAGACAUUUGGAGUAUAUCAGUUGAGCCAUUCGCUCGCUGACUACAACAAGUUUAAGAAGGCGUGUAAAGAUGCCAAGCGUGAUUUCUUCGAUGAACACAUCGCAGAGAUCGCAACCUCUCGCAAGCGCCCAUGGGACCUGAUGGAGUGGGUCAAACAGCGCAAGCUACCACCCUGUGAGGCUAUUUGCAAUGGCGAUCAGCCUUGCCAUGAUAUGGACGACCUCUGGGACGCCCUGCACGGCACGUACAACUCGGCCUCGGGUCGUGAGUACGACACUUCAGUAUUAGACGAGCUUCCCGACGAGCUGGUCCGUGAGUGGGCUGACUUCUCGGAGCAUGAGUUGUUGAGUGCCCUCAAGGGGUGCUCCAACUCCUCUGCACCAGGACCAGACCAUGUUACAUGGGUCCACCUAAAGGAGCUGCUCAAGGAUAAACACGUCCUUGCACUCUUUUUGGUGCUCGAUGGCAGCCCGCUCGCUAUCUACAAACACGUACACUACACGGCCUGGGUACUAAGUGAACUACUAAAAGACGUCCACCCCCCCAACCACGAGCCUUAUGGCUCAAACGCCUAA